Messenger RNA from Cuscuta europaea, 1552 nucleotides. The record is from the annotation of a GenBank genome assembly. NCBI's taxonomy places the organism in Eukaryota, Viridiplantae, Streptophyta, Magnoliopsida, Solanales, Convolvulaceae.
AAGAAUUUUCAAUGAAAUAACGGCAAAGCAUCUUUCUUUCCGAUGUACCAAAUAGAAGACGGGGAAAGGAAAGUCGGAGCUGAGAUCCUCCGGGAAACCAACACCCAGAAUCUCCGGUAAGAAAAUGUGGGAAUCAAUCUGCCUAACCGUAGCGGCCACCGCUGGCAACAACAUCGGCAAAGUCCUCCAGAAGAAGGGCACCCUCAUUCUCCCCCCUCUCUCUUUAAAGCUCAAGGUGAUAAGAGCAUAUGCAUUUAACAAAGCUUGGGCCUUAGGUUUUCUAAUGGAUUUGUUUGGAGCUGUCUUAAUGUUGCGAGCAUUGUCCCUUGCCCCUGUUUCCGUCAUUCAGCCUGUUUCUGGCUGUGGACUUGCCAUUCUUUCAGUCUUUUCCCAUUUUUAUCUCAAGGAGAUUAUGAAUCAUAUUGACUGGCUGGGGAUUGCGUUGGCUGGAAUUGGAACCAUAGGUGUUGGUGCUGGAGGGGAGGAUCAAAAGGCUUCAUCGAUUUCCAUUUUUCAUUUACCAUGGCUGGCAUUUUCUGUUGCAACUUUGUUUGUAAUCCUUAAUGGUUGUCUUCGCAUAUAUAAGCGCCAGAGAAGAGAACAAGAAUUGAUGCAAUAUGAAGUAGUUGAAGAAAUAACUUAUGGUCUGGGAUCUGGCAUACUGUUCGGAUUAUUGCUGGUUGUUUGGGAUAAUCGUUUGUACAAACUAAAUGUCCAGAUGCAUAUGGCUCCAAGGAUGGCAUCUGUUAUAUCAAAGCUUGGGUUUUUAUUCUUGGAGCAAGGUUUCUCAAAGCUGCUGUUACCUAUCUGCAUCUCCAUCAGCACAUGCUGCAGUGCUUCUGGAUUCAUUUACCAGACACGUGGCUUGAAGCAUGGGAGAGCAAUCGUGGUUUCUACAUGUGCCGCUGUUGCAUCAAUCGUUACUGGAGUAAUUGCCGGCAUGCUUGCAUUGGGCGAACAGUUGCCUUCAGCACCCAAAGCUCGUCUAGUUCUUCUCCUUGGAUGGCUAUUUAUUAUAAUUGGUGUGAUGUUGCUGGUCACUUCAAAGCGCAUUCUGCGUUGUCUUCCCCGACCUUUGGGACGCAUUCUCCGAGGUGGCGCUGAGAGAAAUCAAGGCUUGAGACAGUCAAGCUCAAUCCGCAUUAGAGAUCCGAGCCCCACUGUGAUCCAAGCAACUACACUGCACCACUUGAUACCGUCUCCACCCAAAGAGAAGGCUUGAAACUGGUAGCUAUAUUGCCAUUUGGUCCGGUCGGUGUACAGCAGUAUGGAUGGACCACCUCAUCACCCGCUUAUAUACAACAGACAGACUCUCAUAAGCAGAAGUUUCACACCAGAGGGCUUCAACCCUAUUUGUGUUGGAAUCCUUUUCUUGAGGCGUAUUUACUGUAAACGACUUUGAGAGAUGGUUGUGUUGUAGACUGAGUGAGCUGCAGAGGAAAAUUGGUUUAUUAUCAUCGUUAUUGUUGUCAUUAUUAUUGAUGUUGCUCUUUUAUUACUAUUAUUACUAUCAUACUAAUAAUAACAAAAAUAAUGAUAAUGCAACUAUUUU